This is a messenger RNA of Penicillium daleae, 2748 nucleotides long. RefSeq names its product glycoside hydrolase family 55 protein. The coding region runs from base 1 to 2748 and encodes 915 amino acids. Lineage: Eukaryota; Fungi; Ascomycota; Eurotiomycetes; Eurotiales; Aspergillaceae. The record is from RefSeq and is a predicted model, not a curated record. Gene Ontology annotation, molecular function: polygalacturonase activity. The transcript has 3 exons.
AUGGCCCUGUCGGGCCCCACAGAUACGAGCUCUGUUCUGGCGACACCAUCUAUAAGCUCAGAUUUGGAUAAACCUCCUCCGGUGACCACUGUCUCGAGCCAGCCUACGCCUGAGACGGUCCAGUCACCUCCUCCCAUUCAGGCGCCAUCUACCAGCUCAAAUUUGGAUAACCUACCUCCGGUGCCCACUGUCUCUAGCCAGCCUACGCCCGAGCCAGUCAAGUCGCCUCCUCCCAUUCAGACGCCAUCUACCAGCUCAAAUUUGGAUAACCUACCUCCGGUGCCCACUGUCUCUAGCCAGCCUACGCCUGAGCCAAUCCAGUCACCUCCUCCCAUUCAGACGCCUUCACCUUCGCCUAUUCAAUCAAUCCCGCCCGCGCAAGCACCUCCUCUGCCGUCGAGUUCUUCCGAGCCUCUGAGCUCAAGCAGCUUGACUGAUACUGCGCAUCCCAGUAGCGUUGGCCCUCCCACUCCCACCAGCCCAUCAGAUGCUCCCACAUUAAAGACUUGCCCAGGUCCCACCCAGAAGACAUCGGAUGUCUAUUGGCUGCAGGCACAGAAUCACAAUGGUGCGGGCGCUGGAUACGCACCAUUCACAAACGAUCCCAACCUGUAUCCUGUGUUCCGCAAUGCCAUGGAUUACUUCGUUGUCAACGACGGCACAGGCGAUCAAACGGCUAGAUUACAGCACGCGAUUGAUGACGACGGCAAUGGAGGCAGUCGCAAAGGACGCGGUGUGACUCGCAAUCCAGCCCAAGUCUUUCUUCCCGGUGGCACCUAUCAACUUGGUAGCACCCUCACUCUUACUGUUGGUACCAUCAUUGUUGGCGAUCCGAGCAACCCCCCGAUUAUCAAGGCUGCACCUAAUUUCCAAGGCGAGUUCCUCAUCAUGGGGUAUGACAAGAUGAACGGCAACCCGGAGACUAGCUUCAUGAUGUUGAUCAAAAAUAUCAUCCUGGACACCACUGCUGUGUCACCAAGCCAGUCAAUUACGGCAUUGCAAUGGGGUGUGGCGCAGGGCGCUGGAUUAACCAACAUUCAAGUGCGCAUGCCCACAGGGUCCAGUCAGCACACGGGUAUCAAUAUUGUGGCCGGCUCGACGAUCGCUGUCACCGAUGUGACUAUCAUUGGUGGAGCAACCGGCAUCAUAAACUCGAAUCAGCAAGUCAACUUCAAGAAUGUCCACUUCCUCUCCUGUCGUACUGCAUUCGAAGCCUCUGGUGGAUGGACGGUACUUUUGCAAGGAGCAAUCUUUGAAUUAUGCGGUACGGGCGUCGACAUGAGGGCCAACGCUCUCGGUAGCCUGGUAAUUCUGGACUCGGUAUCCACAAACUCCGGUCCAUUAAUACGUUUUCAUGACUCCUCGCACGAUUCUGGCUAUCAAAAUAGCCAAUUCCUCAUUCAGAAUCUUGAAUAUAACUCGAAAGAGCCGAUCGCAGUCGAUACCAAUGGCCACACGCGCUUGGAAGCAACAACAUAUGUCGACACCUGGGUUUGGGGUACCAUGGUUCCUGGGGCGUACGCACCAGGAGGGUCAUGGAAUACUCACCGAUCUCCCCAGCUCCUUGUUAACGGGAAAUACUUCACUAAGCCUCAACCAAGUUAUGCUGGAUUUGGUGGCCAGGAUAUCGUCAACGUGAAGACUGUUGCUGGCCAUGUCGUCAAGGGUGAUGGCGUCACCGACGAUACUGUGGCUCUCAAUGCGAUUCUAGCUCAGAAUGCCGCAAACUGCAAGAUCACAUACAUCCCCUUCGGAGCGUACAGGGUCUCAGACACCCUUCUUAUUCCGGUUGGAUCUCGCAUUGUCGGUGAAGCAUGGUCUGUUAUAUCUGGAUACGGUGAUGCCUUCAAGAACCCCAACGCUCCCAGGCCUGUUGUGCGCGUCGGUAAUCCGGGAGAUGUGGGCACCAUUGAGAUCCAGGAUAUACGAUUCUCUGUUGCCGAAGCCCUUCCCGGGGCCAAGGUAGUUGAAAUCAAUGCAGCUGGACAGCAGCCCGGUGAUGUAGGACUGUGGAAUACCUUGGUUAUGGUUGGAGGCACUGCGGAAACUAGUAUCUCCACUACGUGCACAUCGCAGGACUCCAAGGAUUGCAUGGCUGCCUUCAUGGUCAUGCACCUGACCGAGACUUCAUCUGCAUACAUCGAGAACUUCUGGGGAUGGACUGCCGAUCACAACUUGGACAGUAAAUCCCUUUUCACAAUCGUCUCCACUGGCCGCGGCAUUCUUGUCGAGUCCACCAAGGGCACUUGGCUCACUGGGACAGGCUCCGAGCACCAUUGGCUCUAUAAUUACAACUUCCACAAUGCGUCCAACGUUUUCGCAGGCCUACUCCAAAGUGAGUCCCCAUAUAUGCAGGGAUCUGGCGAGUUCGAGAAGGCACCAGCGCCUUGGACCGUCAACCCCACACUAGGUGACCCCGACUUCUCGUGGUGUGGACCAAACGACGACAAAUGCCGAACGGCACUGGCAACCAACAUUGAUGGAGGAUCGAACAUUGCGUUAUACAACUCAGCUGCGUGGGCCUUCUUUGACGGCUAUUGGAACGGUCUCUAUAAUGAGCCGUGCCAAGGCAAAUGUCAAGCUAAUAUGAUGCGGGUAACGGGCGCGCCGCAGAACCUCAUCUGGUACUCGAUUAGCACGCGCAUGACGGAGGUUAUUGUAUUGGAUGGGAAGAACAAUCCCAAAGAAGAUAAUCAUGCUGGUGGAUGGGAAGGUAUCAUUCAGGCUUACGGGGAAUUUGCGUCCUAG